Molecule: messenger RNA, 1737 nt
Organism: Plasmopara halstedii
Lineage: Eukaryota; Oomycota; Peronosporomycetes; Peronosporales; Peronosporaceae
Product: Cytochrome P450, E-class, group I
Exons: 10
Coding region: 1-1737 (578 amino acids)
Molecular function (GO): monooxygenase activity; oxidoreductase activity, acting on paired donors, with incorporation or reduction of molecular oxygen; heme binding
Source: RefSeq, a predicted model, not a curated record
AUGCAGCGAGAUGACUCUCGACUACAGAGAAGAAUUAAUGAACGUGGUGAAAAAAUUCUUGUUCAAAGCUCCGCGAGGGAUAAUUUUGAUAAAUUGUUCGUCCCAUCGGAUGGAGAUGACAGCCCGAUCCAUGCAAAGCGCGCUAAGGGCGUUGUGUCUUACUUCUUUAGAUCCAAAGACCUUAACUGUGUUUCGUCGAUGUCAUUUGUCCAGGAAUUCCAACUGUAUGAAUACAAGAAAAAUCAUCAGAGACCUUCAGAAGGCAUUCGUGCAAUUCCUUCCCGUCAGGCUCGGGCUGUGAUGCAUUUGCCUAAACCUGCCGGAUACUUGCCUAUCUUAGGCAAUACAGUGCUUGUGGCUCGCGUACAACUUUCGGGUCGUUUUCACGAUUGGGCUUUGAACAAUUGUCCGUUUGAAGAUGUUCAGAAGACGCAAUAUGAGGCUUUUGGCAAAAAUCCGCUCUUUGUCGAGGCAGCCACUGAUGUACUCGGACAAGGAUUGUUCGCAAUUAGCGGACCGUUGUGGCACCAUCAACGCAAAACUGCGAGUCGUUUGUUUUCAGCGCAAAUGAUCCAGCACAAUAUGAAUAAUGUGGUUUUGGAAAAGUGUAGAGGGCUAAUGAAACGUCUGGAUGCUGCAGCUCAAGAUGAUAACAAGUCUGUGAGUCUCAAAUGGAUCUUGGAUUUAUUCACAAUGGAUGUCUUUUGCCAAAUCGGGUUUGGAAUUGAGAUGGAUGGACUGGAUAGAAAACAGAUCAUUGCGAUGCUAGAAGCGCUCCAGAGGUCUUCAGCUCGUAUUGUUGGACGUAUUUUAGAACCCAGUUGGUGUUGGAAAUUGCGCCGUUAUGUCAACAUUGGAGCUGAACGCCAAUUUGCAACCGACAUGAAGCGGGUGAAUGGUAUGCUGUACGGAUUUAUUGCACGUUCUAUACAAGACAAAGCCAACCGGGAUCUUAAUGAAAAUGAAAAGGGAAAUGAUACUUCUUGCAUGGACCUCAUUUCACUUUAUUUAGAACAAUGUGCCAUUGACAAUGGAAAAGAUGUACCUUUUCAACCAAAAAAGUUACGAGAUUUUCUCGUGAGUUUUCUUGCGGCCGGACAAGAUACUACGGCAACUGCGAUGUCGUGGUUUGUAGUGAUGAUGAAUCGAUAUCCAAAGGUACUGGAAAAAGUGCGGCGCGAAAUUCGGGCAAAGAAGCUGCAAUCAGAGAGACUCUCCGUUUGCACUUCUGUCCAUAUGCCACACUAUACUAUGGCAAGAAUGAAAAGUGUUUGGGGAUCAGAUGCUGAAAAUUUCAAACCAGAGCGAUGGAUCGAUCCCAUGACCGAAAAAUUGCUGGCAGUCUCGGCUUUCAAAUUUUCGGCAUUUUAUGGUGGACCUCAUUCGUGUUUGGGGAUGAAAUUUGCAAUGUCUGAGAUUAAAAUCACCCUGGCUGCUUUGCUGAGUCGCUACGAUUUCAAAACGACGAAAGAUCCAUUUGACUACACCUACCGAAUGGCAUUGUCGCUCGGAAUCGAUGGUGGCCUCGACGUUUAUACGACUCGAGCAACAAAUCAAUUCCUUGCUAAGGUUGAGUCCGAACGACAAAAUUGCUGGGGAAGGGGUGACGACAAUUCUGCUUGCAGAAGGCACUUUACGUACCAUUUUAAGAUAGUUGAUGUGCAUGAUCUUUGGUCAAUCAAAACGGACAUUUUGUGUUACAACUGUCACAUUCCGAUGAUACAAACGACAGUAUGA